Molecule: messenger RNA, 739 nt
Organism: Brassica napus (rape)
Lineage: Eukaryota; Viridiplantae; Streptophyta; Magnoliopsida; Brassicales; Brassicaceae
Product: xanthine dehydrogenase 1-like
Exons: 4
Coding region: 134-739 (201 amino acids)
Molecular function (GO): iron ion binding; oxidoreductase activity
Source: RefSeq, a predicted model, not a curated record
GCAAAACUAAAAGAAUUGUGGUGGUGGCUUUGGUGGCAAGGACACGAGAUCAGCCUUCAUAGCUGCUGCAGCUUCUGUUCCUUCCUACCUAUUGAACCGACCCGUGAAACUCAUACUGGACAGAGAUGUGGACAUGAUGAUAUCUGGUCACCGUCAUAGUUUUGUUGGAAAGUACAAGGUUGGGUUUACAAAUGAAGGAAAAGUUUUGGCGUAUGACCUUGAAAUCUACAACAACGGUGGAAACUCUUUGGAUCUUUCCCAAGCUGUUCUUGAGAUUGCAAUGUUUAACUCUGAUAAUGUCUAUGAGAUCCCACAUGUGAGGAUCAGAGGGAACGUUUGCUUUACUAACUAUCCUAGCAACACUGCUUUCCGAGGCUUUGGAGGUCCACAAGGCAUGCUUAUAACCGAAAACUGGAUCCAGAGAAUCGCAGCUGAACUUGAUAGAAGCCCUGAAGAAAUCAUUAUGUUCCUGAAAGAGAUGAACUUUCAAGUGGAAGGCUCUAUCACACAUUACUCUCAGUGUAUUCAGCAUUGCACACUGCAUCAGCUCUGGAAGGAGCUGAAAGUGUCUUGCAACUUUCUAAAGGCUCGUAGAGAAGUCGACGAUUUUAAUAGCCACAACCGGUGGAAAAAGCGUGGUGUGGCUAUGGUUCCUACAAAGUUUGGCGUUUCAUUUACCAAAAAGUUCAUGAACCAGGUGCUCUUGUUCAUGUGUACACAGACGGCACUGUUUUGGUGA